Molecule: messenger RNA, 1233 nt
Organism: Eruca vesicaria subsp. sativa (arugula)
Lineage: Eukaryota; Viridiplantae; Streptophyta; Magnoliopsida; Brassicales; Brassicaceae
Source: the annotation of a GenBank genome assembly
AUGUAUGUGAUUGAGAGCAAAACAGCAGCUAUAGGAUGUAUGAUACUCUCGUUAUGUUGCUUAGGAAGCUGGCCAGCGAUUUUAACUCUCUUGGAGAGAAGAGGUCGUCUUCCUCAACAUACUUUUCUUGACUUCACAGCCGCUAAUCUCUUGGCCGCAGUUGUGAUCGCAUUUACACUCGGUGAGGUUGGGAAAAGCACGUUUCAAACACCUGACUUCACCACUCAACUCUCUCAAGAUAACUGGCCGUCGGUAUUGCUUGCGGUUGCUGGCGGCGUGCUUUUGAGCGUUGGGAAUUUAGCGACUCAAUACGCUUUAGCGUUUGUCGGUUUACCGGUUACCGAAGUUAUUACCGCAAGCAUCACCGUUGUCAUUGGAACGACGUUGAAUUAUUUCUUGGACGACAAGAUAAACAGAGCGGAGGUUCUUUUCCCAGGAGUAGGUUGCUUUUUGAUAGCUGUCUUCCUUGGCGCUGCGGUUCACUCUUCUAAUGCAGCUGAUGUCAAAGCUAAACUCGAGUCUUUACCUAGCGAGUAUAAAGCUGGGACACAGGAUUUCUAUUCUUCCAUUAAAAAAGGUGAAGACAACACUGAAAAAGAGGAACCUGAUCUCGAGUCUCAUGAGAAACCAGUAGGAAAGGCGAAAGCAGGGACCGCAGGAUUCUUUGUAGAGCUAGAGAACAAAAGAGCUAUCAAGGUCUUUGGAAAGAGCAUAAUGAUCGGACUCUUCUUAACGCUCUUCGCUGGAACCUGCCUCUCUCUAUUCUCUCCUGCAUUCAACUUAGCAACAAACGAUCAGUGGAGCACAUUGCCAAGAGGAGUACCUAAGCUAGUUGUCUACACUGCCUUCUUCUACUUCUCCAUCGCGGGUUUUCUCAUCGCUCUGAUUCUAAACCUCAUCUUUCUUUACCGGCCUAUGGCAGGCUUAGCGAGAUCAUCGCUUAAAAAAUAUGUAAAUGACUCUAAAGGUAGAAGUUGGGCUGUUUUUGCUGGAUUUUUGUGUGGGUUUGGUAAUGGUUUGCAGUUUAUGGGAGGUCAAGCUGCUGGAUAUGCUGCUGCAGACUCUGUACAAGCACUUCCUCUUGUGAGCACAUUUUGGGGGAUUAUUUUGUUUGGAGAGUAUCGGAGAUCGUCGAGGAGAACCUACGUGCUUCUGGUGAGCAUGUUGCUCAUGUUUGUGGCGGCAGUGGCCAUUCUCAUGGCGUCUUCUGGUCGACGUGGUCAUCGGAAAUGA